Messenger RNA from Vanessa atalanta (red admiral), 4860 nucleotides. It is a transcript of the gene kuz, whose product is annotated as disintegrin and metalloproteinase domain-containing protein 10. The transcript is spliced from 16 exons. NCBI's taxonomy places the organism in Eukaryota, Metazoa, Arthropoda, Insecta, Lepidoptera, Nymphalidae. Gene Ontology annotation, molecular function: metalloendopeptidase activity. Gene Ontology annotation, cellular component: plasma membrane. Gene Ontology annotation, biological process: Notch signaling pathway; membrane protein ectodomain proteolysis. Bases 438 to 3122 code for a protein of 894 amino acids. The record is from RefSeq and is a predicted model, not a curated record.
AUAUGUCAGUCAAGUCUGUAAGUACAGAAAUUGCUUCCACGGCAAUUUUUAGAUAAAAUUAGUGAAGUUAUGGAAUAUAAAAUAAACAUGGAACAAUAAUGCAUAAGUGGAAUUGUUUUGAUUUGUGUUAUUUAAUAAAACACAAUAAGUUUCGUUUUCUAAGUUGAUUUAGUUUAGGCCAAAUAUAAUUUGUUGUUAUUUAUUGUUUCAACGGAACCAAACCGAGACUCCAACAGUAAUCAAAACGGUCGCGUUGUUAGGCAUGUUUAUUUAGUUAAUCGUCUUUUUAGAGUAAGAUUUGUUGUAAUGUAAAUAAAAAAUAUUGUUUGCACGCGCAUGCGUUUUUAUCGAAAACAGACAAAGGUUUUGUGUGGUUCGAAAAUCAGCUGUGUGUGCGAUGACUUAGUGAUACCAAAAGUGUGUGUUAGUAAGCGACAAUGUUUAGUGAAAUUGGAUACAUAAUUUUCCUACUGCUCGCCUUCCCAUACAUAGAAAGUGCAUCUCGACGGCUCAGCGAAUACGUAGAGCACUAUGAAUCACUGGAAUACGACGCGGGCGCGGUGCACACGCAGCACAAGCGCACGCGUCGCUCGAUCGACCCCCCCGACCUGCAGAUUAGCUUCCGUGCGCACGGGAAGCAUUUUAAUAUGCGUCUGCGGCGCGACCUUUCAGCGUUCAGUGAGGACUUUAAGGUCGAAGGAUCACAGGGGCAACUGCAUGAAGUCGAAACAUCACAUAUAUAUCAAGGCGAAGUUGUUGACGAACCGCAGUCGACGGUGUUUGGCUCGGUGACCGAUGGUGUGUUCGAGGGCAAAAUUGUGUUGAACGACGGCGCUUACUACGUCGAGCACGCACGUCGCUACUUUCCACCCAACGGCACGCGCACCAGAGUCCAUUCCGUCAUAUACCGAGAAGGAGACGUGGUCGACCCCUACGCGCACAGGAGACAUGGUCAUGUCGGCGGAUGCGGCGUGACAGACGAAGUGGUGCAAUGGAUGGAGCGCAUACAAAACUCCGGAGUAGACGACGAACCUCCAGUCUCUGUCACCCCUACACACACUCAUCACUCGUCCGCACCAAAUCCUCCUCAUCCAAACAGCCUCAGGGACGAUUCGUCGAGACACUGGGAUUUCCUCCACCAUAACAAAUAUUCGCGAGCCGCCAAUUCCGGUGAGCACACGCGUGCUCGGCGUGCGGCCCCCGACGAGAAGAUACGCAACAUGUGCUCCUUGUACAUACAGACCGACCCGCUGAUAUGGCGACACGUCAGAGAGGGCUUCCCGGAUCACCGAGAUCCGAACAAGAAGAGCGAAGUCGAUAUGAAGACGAGGGAAGAGAUCCUGUCCCUGAUAUCACAUCACGUGACCGCAGUUAACUACAUAUACAGAGAUACCAAGUUUGACGGGCGUAAGGAACACCGCAAUAUACAGUUUGAGGUUCAAAGGAUAAAGAUCGAUGACGAUUCUUCCUGCAACACUCACCCGUUCGCGAGCGAAACGAACCAAUUCUGUUUGGAGAACAUCGACGUGUCUAACUUCUUGAACCUGCACUCGCUCGGGAACCACGAAGACUUCUGCCUGGCGUACGUCUUCACGUACAGAGAUUUCACUGGGGGCACAUUAGGGUUGGCGUGGGUGGCGAGUGCGAGCGGCGCGUCGGGCGGCAUCUGCGAGAAGUACAAGACGUACACGGAGACGACGGGCGGCAUGUACCAGAGCACGAAGCGCUCGCUCAACACCGGCAUCAUCACCUUCGUCAACUACAACAGCCGCGUGCCGCCCAAGGUCAGCCAGCUCACGCUCGCGCACGAGAUCGGGCACAACUUCGGAUCGCCGCACGACUAUCCAUCGGAUUGUCGUCCGGGCGGGCAACAGGGGAACUACAUAAUGUUCGCGUCGGCCACAUCCGGCGACCGCCCGAACAACAGCCGUUUCUCUGCGUGCUCCGUCGGGAACAUCAGCGCAGUUCUGGACGCAGUGCGCGACGGCCGCAAGCGGGACUGUCUCAAGGAGAACGCCGGUGCCUUCUGCGGGAACAAGAUCGUCGAAGUCGGGGAGGAAUGCGACUGCGGUUACAACGAUAACGAGUGUAAUGAUCGAUGCUGCUAUCCUCGUCAGCUCAGUAACAGCGAUAUCGAGAGAAACAACUCGGCGAAGGGUUGCAAGAGGAGAGCUAAUACUCAGUGCAGUCCGUCCCAGGGCCCGUGCUGCCAGGCGCAGACGUGCCAGUUCGUGUCGGCCGCCUACAACCAGACGUGUCGCGAGGCCACCGAGUGCAGCCACGCCUCCUUCUGCUCCGGCCGCUCGGCCGAGUGUCCCGAGCCGCGCGCCAUGGCCAACCACACCAAGUGCAAUAAUGGCACACAGCUGUGUAUAAAUGGCGAGUGCAGUGGCUCGAUAUGCCUCGCGUGGAACAUGAAGGAGUGCUUUCUAUCGUCCUCGCCUACGAAAAUCGGUGACGGUGUGACGGCAGUCGUGGAUCGAAGAGCACUUUGUCAGUUGGCGUGUCAAACCGGAGCCGAUCCGGAUUCUUGUAGAAGUACAGCGGAGUUUGCGCAGUCAGUCGGUUUGCCGCCCGGCGGAAUCAGUCUCAGGCCCGGGUCGCCGUGCGAUAACUUCCAGGGAUACUGUGACGUAUUUCUCAAAUGCCGUGCCGUGGACGCCGAGGGUCCACUAGUUAGGCUCAAGAAUCUCCUUCUCAAUCGAGCCACUCUACAAACAGUACAGGCGUGGGUCACCGAACAUUGGUGGGCCGUACUUCUCGGUGGAGUCGCUCUAAUCGUCUGCAUGGGUGCUUUCGUUAAAUGUUGCGCCGUUCACACGCCCUCCUCCAAUCCGAAGAGACCGCCGGCGAGACGGCUCUCGGAGACGCUGCGUCGGCCGAUGAACACGCUGCGGCGCAUGCGCGGCGCGGCGGGCGAGGCGCGGCGCGGGGCGCGGGAGGCGCGGCCGCCGCGGCCCGGCCAUCGCCGCGCGCGCGCGCACAAGGGCUACGCGCCGCCGCUCGCCUACGCGCCGCGGGACCCCGCAUCCGCCCCGGCCGGCCCGAGCGGGCGGCGCGCCGAGCCGUACGCGAACGCGUACCCGCAGUCGUACGAGAUGCGGCCCGCGCAGAAAGUCUGACAGUACGAGGCUUGCGCGGCGACGGGCGCGCAGCUGGAGCUGGUGACGCUGGCGCCGGGCGUGCCGCUGGGCGUGCCGCUGCUGCUGGGAUACGUGUGCCGGCCGCCGCCCGGCCCCGACCGGACCGUCACCGUCGCCUCGCAGACCACCAUCACGCUGCACUCGCCCGACACGCUGGCCGUCACGUACCACCCGCCCGCGGACGAGCUCGACCAGUAGGUGCCCGCGACGCUCGACCGACCGGGCCUGUCCUACCUUCGGAGUUCCCGCGUAUGCUGCGAUUGUACAUUUGAAGUUUCGGAGCGAGUGAAGUGUGCGUCGGAAGGUGUGAGACAGCUGCUGAUGUAACUGUAGACGUAAUAUGACGUGGGAAUCGAAUAUUUUCCGUAUUCGUUUCCCGAUAAUAUUUCACGCUGGAGCAGUGAGACAGGCCCUUUCGUAAAUUGCUCAAUCGAUGUUCCGCGAGCUCAACCUAACCGCAAGGUGUUCUAUGAAAUUAGCCAUUAUUUUUAUACGAGAUUAAUAGAGUAGGGCGCGAAGUUCCACCCAAUGACGCUCGAAGGAACCGCUCCGACCGGACAUUUAUGUAUAUUUUUGUAUAUAAAUGACGACUAUAUAAAGGCUACAAUGUAAAAAUAUCAUGCAAAUACUUACUGUAAUCGUACCGAUGUUAGAAUAGAGAUAAUACGUAAGAUUGCUAAAUAAUUUUACUGAAUCUCCAUAAUUGUAAUUUUUAUAACAUGUUAUUUUAAAGGUAUAUUAUAACGUAAGUGGAAUGUUGAGGUGCCAUUAUACCAAUUUAUAUUCCAAUUUUAUUUAAUCUUUUUUCCAAAAGGUCUUUAGAGCAUUUUUGAUUACGUAAAUAUUACAAUUCUUACAUGGAAUUGUGGGCUUUUCGUUUAUACUUUGUGCACUUGAAAUUAUUUCCAACAGUAUUUCGUUUAUAAUAUUAAACAAUUAACUUUAUAAGUGUUUUCCUUUUAAGCACAAAAUUAAGUUUAAAUAUCCUAUAAGAGUUACUCAAAUACUGCUUAAAUUUAUUAGUCUUCCUAUGACGAUAUAAUUAUUUUUAAUUUGUAGAGAUAAUGUGAAAUUCGAACAGUAUUGCCAAAUGAUCAAAUGUUACUAGACUGAAAAACUCUCAAACUAAUGUUAUAAAUUUUGCAUUUGUCUAAUUUAUUCCGCGCUCGUUGCGCUAUUUGGCUCAAAUGUACUUUAUUAAGUGUAUGAUUUAUCGAUGUGUAUCAAUUAGCAUAUCACACUAUAACACUCAUAAACUCUGUUGUAUAGUUCAGUUAAAUUGAUCUCUUAUAUAUAUAUAUAUUUCAUUAUAUUUCGUAGUAUAAUAAUAAUCGUCGUGCAAGCCAAAGAGCAUGAUGUAUUUUACGAUCUAUACAUUAAUAAUAAGAGUCAAUCUUUAUAAGUAAUCCAUAUGAAUGCCAUUAUAUUAGAGAAUGUCGAAACAAUACACAAGCUCUUGUAACUUGUAAUAUAAAUAUUGUAUAUUUGUAUGUAAACCGAGAGGGAAUGAUUCCCGCCGUAGAAUGACUCGACCAAUCGCCUGAGUGAGGGCAAGUUAUUUCCAUCGUGUAGUUAUCAUUGGCAUUAUGUCUUCUAAGUAUAAGCUAGUUUACCUACAAUAGAAUAUUUAAAUGACAUUGUGAAUAUUUUUAAUUAAUGACAUGAAUGUUACAACAUGUGAUUUCAAAAUAACAAAAAUACAAUAAAUUUUACAAGA